CCAUUACUCUAAAUAUAAAGAUGAAAUAGAGGAGAGAGAAUCAUUCUCAUUUCCGAUACAUAAGAUUCUCAAAACAUAAUAUUAAUAAUGAAAUAGCAAAAUCAAUAUCAUAAUAUUAUUUUCUUGGGCUUAUUAUUAUAGGAACUUUGCUUAAUUGCUUUGUCUUCAUCACCAAAUAUUCAAACUGAAUUUUCGGUUCUCCAGUAAACCACCUCUCUCUUUCUCUCUCUCUCACCAUCUCUCUCUAUUCGCUGUCAGGGUUUGUUCUAACUCAUUACUCAUUUUAUUUUUCAGGCUUCUUGGUGAAUAUAGUAUUUGGUGGAUGACUGUGGGUCGAAAAUACAGCAAUGAGUCGAAUGGAACUUGGGAGACCUGCUUCAGUUAAAAGAAGGUUAAAGGAUCUAUUACUUCAAAGUGAUAACCGCAUUUGUGCUGAUUGUGGUGCUCCAGAUCCUAAAUGGGCGUCGGCUAAUAUUGGAGUCUUUAUAUGCUUAAAAUGUUGUGGUGUGCACAGAAGCCUUGGUACACAUGUCUCUAAGGUUUUGUCUGUGACAUUAGAUGAGUGGUCUGAGGAUGAAGUUGAUGCCAUGAUUGAAGUUGGAGGAAAUGCCUCAGCUAAUUCAAUUUAUGAGGCUUUUAUACCAGACGGAGUUUUAAAGCCUGGACGAGAUUCCAGCCAUGAGGAACGUUCAAAGUUUAUCAGGUCGAAGUAUGAACUUCAACAAUUUCUGAAACCUAGCUUACGGAUUUCAUCGGGAAAGAAUUCUGCUUCUCUCCAAGCAAGUUUUUCUCGGAAAAUUUUAGAUAGUUUUCGAAAUGAGUGGUCUGAGGAUGAAGUAGGUAUGGUAGAGUUUAUUGGCUUAUUGAAAGUCAAAGUGAUAAAAGGCGUAAAUUUAGCUAUCAGAGAUAUGAUGUCAAGCGAUCCUUAUGUCGUUCUGAGUCUUGGACAGCAGACCACUCAGACGACUAUAAUCAAGAGCAACUUGAAUCCAGUUUGGAAUGAGGAGCUCAUGCUCUCAGUUCCUCAGGAUUACGGACCUGUAAAGUUGAGAGUGUUUGAUCACGAUACAUUUUCGUCGGAUGACAUAAUGGGAGAAGCAGAGAUUGAUAUCCAGCCUUUGCUAACAUCGGCCAUGGCGUUUGGCGACCCAGAAAUGUUUGCAAAUAUGCAGAUCGGGAAAUGGUUGAAAUCAGAUGACAACGCGCUUAUAGAGGACAGCAUCAUUAACAUUGUUGAUGGGAAGGUGAGACAGAAUAUAUUACUGAAGCUCCAGAAUGUGGAAUCUGGAGAAAUUGAGCUAGAACUAGAGUGGAUGCCGCUUGCGCAAUAGGUAUAUAUAAAUAAAUAUAUAUAAUUAUCAUUUGUACAACUCAUUUUAAUAAAAAUCUGUAAUUGAUUUAUUCUUAUGGAAUGGCACCAUACCUUGGCCUUUUCUAUUGUAUUUAUUCAUUUAACUUUCAAUAUUCUGUUCUCUCAUGUUUGCCGUUGUACUAAAAUUUGCUUGUUUGACGAAGAUUUGUAUUCUGUUUCUGUCCAUUUGCAAGAGGGUCAAAAUUACAAACAGAAGAGUUUGUUGAUACAAUUUGU
Pistacia vera is the source of this 1588-nucleotide messenger RNA. RefSeq names its product ADP-ribosylation factor GTPase-activating protein AGD12-like. The record is from RefSeq and is a predicted model, not a curated record. The transcript has 10 exons. The coding region runs from base 348 to 1331 and encodes 327 amino acids. NCBI's taxonomy places the organism in Eukaryota, Viridiplantae, Streptophyta, Magnoliopsida, Sapindales, Anacardiaceae. Gene Ontology annotation, molecular function: GTPase activator activity; phospholipid binding.